UCUCACGGCCCUUUUAAGACUUCUGGCUAGGCCUUUUCGUCUUUCGUCUCCGUUUUAAGAUUUAGUAAUUCGUUAACACUGAUCGCCACGGCUUUAUCUGCUUCCCAAGGCUACACCUCUUGAAUCGAACUGAACAACCUUUAAAAAUAACUUAACCAAACGAAGCCGAAAAUGGCACUGCAUAUUGUGAAGCUUCCCUUUAUAUCACGCUGCUGCGGUAACGGUAGCUCCACUUUAUUUCUCUUAUCGAAAUCUUACUCUCCUUUUCAUGUAAUAUCGGUCAAAGCUCAUAUGCGUAGUCCCUAUAGAAGCUUUGCUGUUUUCAAGUCAGAAAAACUUCAAAUACCAAAAAAGAAAAAAAGGCUGGAUGAGAUAUGUCUUGAAAGGUUUCAGCAGUAUAGUCGAACAUUCAUACAGUCAUGGAUUUUACAAGGCAAAGUUUAUGUGAAUGGAAAGAUGGUAAACAAAGCUGGAACACCUGUCUCUGACAAGGCUGUUGUAGAAAUUAUGGCUGAAAUCCCUAAAUAUGUAUGUAGAGCAGGAUAUAAGUUAGAAGCUGCUAUUGAACAGCUUGGUGUUGAUGUGGCUGGCAAAGUAGCCCUUGAUUCUGGGUUGUCCACUGGAGGAUUUACUGAUUGCCUACUUCAGUAUGGUGCAUCAUAUGUUUAUGGAGUUGAUGUAGGUUAUGGGCAGGUAGCAGACAAGAUUCGUCGAGAUGAACGUGUUUGUGUGAUUGAACGGACAAAUUUAAGAUACCUUUCUGGUCUCCCUCAAAAAGUUGAUUUGGUGACACUGGACCUUUCAUUUAUUUCUAUUCUCUUGGUCAUGCCCGCUGUAGUAAAUGCAAUGAAGGAAGAGGCAACUCUGGUUACCCUGGUUAAACCUCAGUUUGAAGCUCGUAGAUCUCAAGUUGGAAGUGGUGGGAUUGUGAGAGAUCCCCAAGUUCAUCAGGAGGUUCUUGAAAAGAUCAUAAAGGGUGUAGAGAACUUUGGUUUUCAAAGCAAAGGAUGGAUUGAGUCUCCUCUAAAAGGUGCUGAGGGUAAUACAGAAUUUCUCGUUUGCUUUAGUCGGACUUCAGGGAAAAGUUCUGAAUAGCGUAUCAUAUGAGGUAUGAGCUAGGUAUCCAUCCAUAUGUGACAUCGUGCCCCACUGUCACUGUGAACCUUUUCAGCAAGAGUAAAGCCAUGGACGAUUUUAUGCAGGACAGAUUCAUUACAACAGGGAGUCGUCAUCUUGCUUUGAAUGGUUGCAUCCAGUCGUCAUAUUGAUUUAUAAGUGAAAUCAAUCUUCUGCUAGCUUCUUUAUAUAUUUUUUGUACCCUCGAUAACGCGAACUGAGAGACUUACAUGUAAUUAUUCAAUUUCCAAGCUACUGAAAGAUGUAAAAUUCUUUUAGCCAAACAAAAGUAAAAAAAAAAAAAAAUGCUGCGUUGUAAUUUACCCAAACUGUUCAACACUUUGGUUG
Theobroma umbraticum is the source of this 1464-nucleotide messenger RNA. The record is from RefSeq and is a predicted model, not a curated record. NCBI's taxonomy places the organism in Eukaryota, Viridiplantae, Streptophyta, Magnoliopsida, Malvales, Malvaceae.